GGCAACGCAUAUGUGGACCUGGAAGUGUUCCUGCGCCGUUUAGCUUGCUAGGUUAAAACAGCACAGAGCACUAAAAGUGUGCGGCAAUAAAGUUUAUUUUUAGUCAAAAUAUAUACAUUUGGAAGCAGUUUGGCCGUAUAAGUCAAAUGUAAUUUAAUUAAAUGUUUAUCAGGCACUUUGGUUGCUGACAGGUCGAACGGGAGAACUGAAAAUAAUCUACCAAAGACAAUAUCGGAAAAAAGUGACAUCGGUAUUUCUACUGUUCUUUUUUGCUGCUGUCUGGCAGGCAGUGGUUGGCUGGUCAAGGGAUGCAGGGGCUAUGGAGAGUGUGAUGAAUUGUGCUGACGAGCAGCAACCCUCCUCCAUGGCCAACCUAUGGUCCAAUAAACAGGAAUCAAGCAGGACCCAAAAGGCAAAAGGUGGAUUUGUUUUGGUCCAUGCAGGAGCAGGAUAUCACUCUGAAUCUAAGGCAAAGGAGUACAAGCAUGUCUGCAAAAAAGCCUGCCAGAGGGCUGUGGAUCAACUCAAAGCCGGGGCGCUGGCCGUGGAAGCGGUGGCUGCUGCGCUGGUUGAGCUGGAGGACUCCCCUUUUACAAACGCCGGCAUGGGCUCCAACCUGAAUUUGUCAGGGGAGAUUGAAUGUGAUGCAAGCAUCAUGGAUGGAAAGUCUCUUCAUUUUGGUGCAGUGGGGGCCAUCAGUGGUAUUAAAAAUCCUGUUUCAGUGGCAAACCGUCUGCUGAAGGAAGGACAGAAAGGGAAGCUGUCAGCUGGGAGAAUACCACCUUGUUUUCUAGUCGGUCGAGGAGCCCACGAUUGGGCAGUGUGUCAUGGAAUCCCAUCAUGCCCUUCAGAGAAAAUGGCCACAAAGUUCAGUUUAUCUGCAUACAAGAGGAACAAGCGAAAGAUGGAGCUGGCAGAGAGAAUGGACACAGGACAUAGUCAGACAAAGAAAAGACGACAAUCAAAUGAAAAUGGAAACGGCUCAGGGUGUCUGGACACAGUCGGGGCUGUGGUGGUGGACCUGGAGGGAAACGUUGCUGCAGCCGUGUCCAGCGGAGGCCUCGCCAUGAAACAUCCAGGCAGGAUUGGACAGGCUGCUCAUUACGGAUGUGGCUGCUGGGCUGAAAAUGCCCGAAACAUCGACUCUUACUCCACAGCAGUGAGUACCUCAGGAUGUGGAGAGCAUCUGAUUCGCACCAUGCUGGCUCGGGAAUGCUCCGCUGCUAUGCAGUCUGAAGAUGCCCACCAAGCGCUGCUGGAGGCUAUGCAAAACAAGUUCAUCAGCUCACCCUUUCUGGCCAGUGAAGAUCGCGUUCUGGGUGGAGUUAUUGUCCUGAGAUGCUGCACAUGUGUGGAAGCUCAGUCAUCUCAAAACAUUCAGGGUAAAUUAGUGGAGUUCUUGUGGAGCCACACCACAGAGAGCAUGUGUGUCGGUUACAUGUCUGUGCAAGACAGCAAAGCAAAGACGCACAUAUCCAGGUUACCAUCUGGGACGGUUCCUGGACAGUCUCUGGCCAUCGAGGGAGGGGUGUGUCGGCUGAUGGGUGUGACGGAGUGAAUCUCAGCCUCUUCAUCUCCUUUUCUUCUGGGCUUCCUUAAAACUGCUGCACAGAACCAACAUGCACUCCCCCUCUCCUGCAUCAUUGCAACUCCAGAUGUGUUGAGGUGUUUCAACAGCUGGUGAGGAGGUAGCGAGGACUGCUGCCUUCUGUUCUAGUGCACUUAACGGACUUCCCCUUUGCUCCCCUUUGCCUCCAGCUUCUAUGCCAGUUUUUGCCCUUCCAGUGUCACCUGGAUGAUACUUGAUACCCCAUUGCCUUGAUGCACCUUUUUCAGCUAAAUGGCUUUUUUUGGUUUGUUUCAUUUAUAUAUACACAUAUAUAUAUAUAUCAUUGUAUAUAUAUAUAUAUAUAUAUAUAUAUAUAUAUAUAUAUAUAUAUAUAUAUAUAUAUAUAUAUAUAUAUAUAUAUAUAUGUAUAAAAGCUAUGAUUUAGGACAACAGGGUGGAAAAUGAUUUAUGUGUUUAAGCACAGACUUCUUGAAAACAUUAAAAUGCUGGACCUAAGCUUCAGUUUGUUCAAAAAGAUUUAAGUCUGCACUUUGUGGAAUGCCUGCUAGUGCAAUGAAACAUUUUUAUUUUUAAGGCUAUACCAGUGAUGAUAAAUCAACGUCUUUGUAUAUAAAUUAAUCCUCCAGCACCUUGCAAAGUUUCACUAUACCUUUUCUUCUCCUGCUAAGGAUUUCCAUUGGUUAAGAAGGAAGCUGUGCUAUGAAAUGCACACAAAUGAACAGAUAAUAUCAUUUUAUAAUUUUUUAUUGUUUUAAACCUUACAAAAGCAUAAGCUAUAGUAGAAAGAAGCAGCUAAAAGCCUGUGUUUGCAGACACAGAACUGAACACCACUGCCGUGGUGUUCAGUUCUGUGUCUGCUGGGAUAAUCCAUUCAGUUCAUUAGGUUUUUUCUUUUUGCUAGUAUGUUUUCGUUUUACAGUUUGUCAUGGUUUAUUUCAAAUGUCCAACCAAAAUAAAGUCCUAUAAGCUAUAAGAAUCAUGUGGACCCCCCUUCCCCCCCAGCAGUGCCAAGCACCAAAAUAAAAUCUGAUGCUUUGAA
Messenger RNA from Oryzias latipes (Japanese medaka), 2609 nucleotides. RefSeq names its product taspase, threonine aspartase, 1 (gene tasp1). Gene Ontology annotation, biological process: protein maturation. Gene Ontology annotation, molecular function: threonine-type endopeptidase activity. Lineage: Eukaryota; Metazoa; Chordata; Actinopteri; Beloniformes; Adrianichthyidae. Gene Ontology annotation, cellular component: cytoplasm. The record is from RefSeq and is a predicted model, not a curated record.